UUCUUUGGUGACGUCGCAUAUACCGGCUGUUUGACUCGGAAACAGCGAGUACACAAAAUGACCGACAGUGACCUCAAAUAAGAUGUUGGAGGGCCGUCCUUUGUCUUCAUCUCUUCACUGAACAUAAGCAUUAAUGUAAAAAUCUCAAAUAACGAUUGUCGAUUUCAGCGCGCCAUCGAAACGUCGAGCGGGAAACGGAUUCUUGGUUAUCUGUCUAUCUUCCGCGCAUUCACAUUUGCUUACGUUACGUGAAUGAUGGAAAAUGCUGAAACAUCAGAUGAAAACGGAACGAAGCGUUAUACGAACGGUUUAACCAACGGAUUUCACACACCAGCGGCCGAUAACGAGGAUUGUGUUUCUUGCGGGUCUAACAUUGGUGGUCUCGGCGGUAGUGACAGUAGCGGUAGCCAUAAUGGUAUUGAAAAUUUCCACCAUCUUCAUCACCAGGAUUCACACAACAAUGGCUCUACUGCCAAGCGCUGCAGACUCAGAAGACGCGUGGACUCAGGGAGAAAAAACCGACCGCCCUUUCCGUGGUUUGGUAUGGAUAUUGGAGGAACCCUGGUAAAGCUGGUUUACUUUGAACCCAAGGACAUCACAGCCGAAGAAGAACAGGAGGAAGUCGAGAGCCUGAAGAGCAUCCGCCGCUACCUGACCUCCAAUGUCGCCUAUGGCAAUACGGGUAUCCGUGAUGUACACCUGGAGCUGAAGAACCUCACCAUGUGCGGUCGCAAAGGCAACCUGCACUUCAUCCGCUUUCCAACGCAAGAUAUGCACCGCUUCAUCCAGAUGGGCAGAGACAAGAACUUCUCCAGCCUGCACACCACACUGUGCGCAACGGGUGGGGGCGCAUACAAGUUCGAGGAAGACUUUAGAACGGUGGCCGCCUUGGAGCUACAGAAGCUGGAUGAACUGGACUGUCUCAUUCACGGCUUGCUGUACGUUGACUCGGUUGGGUUUAACGGCCUAUCAGAGUGUUAUUUUUUCAAAAAUCCCUCUGACCCUGAAAACUGUGUCAAAAGUCCAUGUAGCCUGGAAAACCCUUUUCCUAUGUUGCUGGUAAACAUUGGAUCGGGGGUGAGCAUCCUUGCUGUCUAUUCCAAGGAUGAUUACAAGCGGGUCACAGGCACCAGUUUAGGAGGUGGUACUUUUCUCGGCCUUUGCUGCUUACUGACUGGCUGCGAGACGUUUGAGGAGGCUUUGGAGAUGGCAACUAAAGGAGACAGCACAAAUGUGGACAAACUGGUGAAGGACAUUUAUGGGGGCGAUUACGAACGCUUUGGACUCCAGGGCUCUGCCGUUGCAUCCAGUUUCUGUCAUAUGAUGAGCAAGGAGAAACGUGACAGUAUAAGUAAAGAAGACCUGGCCAGGGCCACUCUUGUCACCAUCACUAACAACAUCGGCUCCAUCGCGCGCAUGUGUGCAGUGAAUGAGAAAAUUGAUAGAGUGGUUUUUGUUGGGAAUUUUCUUCGAAUAAACACAGUAUCUACUAAGCUGCUAGCCUAUGCCAUGGACUUCUGGUCUGAUGGACAACUGAAAGCCCUUUUCUUAGAACAUGAAGGUUAUUUUGGAGCUGUUGGUGCCUUCCUAGAGCUGCUGAAGAUGACUGAAGACUCCUGAGACACUGGACAUCCCAACUGUCAAACCAGAAGCUGCUGUAAGAUUUCAGGAAAGCCUAUCCUCUAAUAAAAAAGCCAUGUAAUAAUGAUCGAAUUCCUCUUCAGAGCGUCAACACCGCUGCCCUUCUAUUACCAAGCCAUUUCUGAUGGAAAAAGGUGUCACGAGAACAGAGCAGUUUGUCUAACAGUGCAAUGAGCACCUCAAGCUAAAUGUGCCUCAUCACUGCUUAAAUUCAGCAUAGCAUCGUCUUUUCCGACGCUGAUGAUUUGAGAGCAAGAUGAUUAAGAAAAUGAAAUGUAAUGUUCCUAUCCUCCCUCCACUCUUUAUUUGUUAGCGUUAUGCAAGUAAUUGUAACAAAUGAAACAGAUUUGAAGGUGUGUUGAUGUCUAUUUGCGGUACAGUCUGCAGUUAAAAAUGAAAGUGUACAUAUUCCUUCAAUCUUCUCUAAAUCGGUUAAAUUUGUUAUUGAGGGGUCCUCAAUUUAUUUUAACUGUUAAUUUUGUGUCAUCAGAUUUAUUUAAAAAUAACUACAUAGGAUAAGUAAUUUACAAAGAGCUUUCUGCGCUCUAGUUGAGUAUUACUGACCGUAUGUUCAUAAUUCUGUACUAAUCAGCCUUUUCCAAAUGCCAAUUGAAUUUCAGUAGAUUUAACAUUAUCAAAGAUGUCAAUAUUAUUUUAAACAAACAUAUGAAAGAAAUGGACCUAUUUUAUUUUUGUUGGGCAUUUUAGGAUUGUUUGAUUGUUCAGGACUCAAGUAGUUCCCAAGAUGAUUUUACCUGGUCUGAACUGACACUAACGGUGCUUGGACCAAAUGGUUAGUGUUGACUGGAAAACAGUAUGAUCCACAGAUCUUCGCUCACUACAUAAGGAUUUUAUCUGUGAAAUGAAAAGAUAAACAUUUAGAUUUGGUGAAUGGGGUUAUAAUGCCUAAUGCUGAGAUUUCUCUGAUCUGAAUGUGUUAUUGAUUUUUCUUACUUUUUGUAUAUACACUGUAGUAUUUUUUUUUUUUUUUUACAUUUGCACAAACCAUUAUUGAGUCACUUAUCAUAUACAUGUCAUUGUGCAGUAGCGUCUUAAUUUUCAUUUGGGCCUGCUAACUUUAAUUCCUUGUCAAAAGUCUAGUAAGACUUGUCAUUGCCUUCAUCCUUUGAACAUUUUCAGCUUAACGGCAUCAUCUGUGAAAAUAUUUUGCCUUAGCAAGUUUUGUCACAUUUUCAGCAUUUUUUAAUACUUUCUUAUCAGUAGUCGGACGCUGGGAGGUUUCGAUGUUUCACAGUAGGGCUGGGCGAUAUGACCCAAAAAAUUAUCGAGAAAAUGUUUUCCAUAUCAGUCGAUAUCGAUAAUUAUCAUGAUAAAUAACAAAUCUUUACUCCUGUCAAAUUUAAAGGCAGAUUUUUGCUCCUGAAUGAAAAUUGUAAAAACCAGACAGUUAAUAAUGGUUUUGAACUACUUUUUAUUCAGAACAUGACAAAUACAAAUACUAAAAUCUUGUUUUAAUGCAUCUGUAUUAAAUGUAAAUCUAUUUGUUAUGAAAUCAACACAUUUCUGACACAAAAGCAGCAGACUACUGUCACUUUAAGACCCAAGACAGACUGCUUUAAGUUUCAAUAUACUGAGUAACAGCUGUUUAUGUUCACUUAAACAAAAAAGAAAACUUAGUUCAGUGAUCAUGCGUGUGUUAUACAUAUACGAGCUAUACACGCUGAUAAAUGGAUGUCAAGAGUGUCACGUUGCUGUGGGAGCGCACAUACGCAAACACUAUAUUCACUGCAGUGUUGGAUCUGCUGCUUUUCCUCAGUUUCCUGAAUUUGUGAAUGUCCUGUAAAUAUACUUUUAAAGCUGUGCGGAUGUGUGCGUGCGCAAGGCGGACGCUGAAUGAAAGUACAGUAUACUGCACCUAUUGUGUCUGCUGUGUUUGACGAACCCUGUUUGCGCGUCCAGCAUUACACACAAGAAAAUGUUUCCGCGCAUUUGGAUUCCGUGAUUCCGUCAGCGUCAUCCGCAUGGCGAAAAUCAUAGGUCUCUACUAAUAAAUUAAUAACUUGCCUCAUCUUCCACUCCUUCAAGUCUAACUGACACUGUGAUUGUAAACCAAGAGCGCGUGCCGCAUCCGGAAGUGCUCGCGCAACAUUACGCACAGUGCGUAAACAUUAUCGAUCACUUAUCGAACUGUCCUUAUCGUUUUAUCGAAAAAGUUUAUAUCGGUAAAAUUAUCGUUAUCGAAUUAUCGCCCAGCAAUAUUUCACAGUGACAUUAAGUUAGGUUGGGUAUGACUGUAAAAGCUCCAAAUUGUUGUUCAGAACUAGUUAACAUCAUCUAAAGCUUGAAUCUUAAAUUCCCCCAAAAAGUAAUUAUGUUGAUUUAUUAUAAUCUGUUUAAAUAUCUAAAAUCCGAAAACAAAAGCACUUCCAAGUAAAACCUGUGUUGACCCCUCUGUCGACAUUGGUUUCUGUUGUCACUGGUUGUAAACAAUUGUGCACACAGCAAUUACAUAUCCUCAUUUCAGUCUUAUAUUUUUUUAACUUAACCAAGUAUAUCCAGCUUGCAGUGGUUUACAGUCUUAGGGGCAGUUUCCCGGACAGGGUUUAGAUUAAUCCAGGACUAAGCCUUAGUUAUAUUAGGUCAUUUAAGUAGUUUUUACAAACAAACCUUACAAAAAACAAUACUGGUGUACAUCUUUAGACAAAACAAUGGCACUGAUAUAUGUUAAGAUACGUCAGUGCAAGAUAUUUUUAAAUGAACAUGCAUUUUAGUCUGGGAAUAGGAAAACUGCCCCCUAAUCCAUUGCACAAGUUUUUCUUUGAAUCAUUGCGAAGGCAAGCAAGACCAAAACUUUAAAGAGGAAAUAAUAUUUCCACGAUGAAUAAAAUCAGAAUGCCAUUUUCAUUGGAUAAUUUAUUUUUUGUAUUAGCAUCAGCGUAAGCAUGUAUAUAUCAGCUACUGUAGCUCAACAGCUUAGACCUGUGCUGACUUAAUGUCUUCUAGCUGCUCUUAACAUCUGUAACAGUGAAUUAAACGCUCUGCCUUUAUUCAACUCGAUGCCAAUUGGAAUUUGCAUACGCAAACCGUACAAGCACUUGCUUUUCAUGUCUCCCCCAUUUUUCUCUUAAUACAUGUUGUAUGUCUUCUGCUCAGUCCUUAGUCCUUAUAAUUGCCUUAUGCAAUGGGGUGCCAUUUUGACUUUGGAUGUCUGGGUUAUGCACAAUGGCACCCCAACGUCUCUCUGAGCCACUAAAGUAACUUCCAUGUGUUACGGGGUGCCUUUAACUGAUGGAAACAAGGCUUUAUCUCUGUAUCCUCUCCUCUGUAGUUCCUAAUGCUAAAUCCAGAUGUCUCUGUAUACAUUCAUUUUGAGGGUUGUUUUUUAUAUUGGAAAAUGCCCCAGUAGACAGAAUGCAUGUGCUGGUACGUUGUAUUUUAACUGAGCCAAUGCAAAGCAUGUAAGCGACUUUUAUGUGUCAUUCCCCUGGUUUGAGAAACUUCAUCUAAAUGCCUUUGAGGUUUAUGUAAACCAGCUCAAUGUUCGGCUCAAAUGUUGUCAGUGCAUGUUCAGUCCUCACGUGAAUUAAAUUGUAAUGAACUUAAUCUCAUUGUUUAUACAAGGAGCGCAUUCUGUACAUUUUUGACAACCCUUUUUUCAGGAAGCAUGUUGUAAUUUGUAAAUGCUAAACUGUCAUUUCAGCUAAACUAUCAGCUUUUUCCAGAGCUCAAUUUAACUUUAUUAGUAACUUUAGAUGUGAUGAGCUAAUGAUCCAAUGACCUCAGUCUUUUGACAGAUUUGUCAGAUAUGUUGUGAUCUAAAUGAGUGUUUAAUUCAAAUGUUAUUUAACGUCUCUAUUUUCAGUGUUCAAGCAAACGUAGAAUCCUCAAACAGUAUCAGCACACAAUUGUAAGUGUGUUUUUAUUGAUACAACAUUUGACGUUAAUGUACAAAUUUAUUUAUGCCUCCUAAGGGACAAACCGUUUGCAUUACUGGCUCUGAAAUCCAUGUCACAUAGAGAUUUUCUAUCAGUUUUCAUGUAUAACACAAACAGCUAAUUUCAUUUGUCAAUAAAACUAUUUUGUAAAUAUCUAAUAAAUGUGUUAAUUAUGAAAAAUGGUUUAUUGUUGAAUUCCUCUACACUGAAGCUAAAAUUGCUUUUAUACACAGAGCUUAUUUUUUAAUCCAUGUGGAAAAUGAAUGGGCUUUUGCAAGGUAACCAGAAUCCUGGUAAUCCUGAGUUAGCCUACAAAAAAGUCAUUCCUGCAGCACUCUAUGGCUGCAAGCGAAACCUUAGGCAGCUGACCUGUUGCCUCAUGAGGCAAUGACUUU
This is a messenger RNA of Paramisgurnus dabryanus, 5932 nucleotides long. It is a transcript of the gene pank1b, whose product is annotated as pantothenate kinase 1b. Gene Ontology annotation, cellular component: cytosol; nucleus. Gene Ontology annotation, biological process: coenzyme A biosynthetic process. Gene Ontology annotation, molecular function: pantothenate kinase activity; ATP binding. The record is from RefSeq and is a predicted model, not a curated record. NCBI's taxonomy places the organism in Eukaryota, Metazoa, Chordata, Actinopteri, Cypriniformes, Cobitidae.